Molecule: messenger RNA, 507 nt
Organism: Cyclospora cayetanensis
Lineage: Eukaryota; Apicomplexa; Conoidasida; Eucoccidiorida; Eimeriidae
Exons: 2
Coding region: 1-507 (168 amino acids)
Source: RefSeq, a predicted model, not a curated record
AUGCUGCUCUCUCCCUUCCGCUCACUUAUUCCCCUGCCUCGGGGUAUAUCUGAGCGCUUUUUGUCCCGCUCUCUCUCGCGUUCUUUUUCCUCGCUACCAUCAUCCGUCAAAUCAGGAGGAGCAACAACGCCAGCAGCAGAGCACCAUGAUUCCGAGCCGAAGGGACUGUAUAAUAUGCCACAGGACCAUGCGCACCACGGGGACCCCCGCAAGUUCUUGAACCCCGACGGAACGUAUACGUAUCCUGCUACCCCCCAUGCGUUUCAUUUUGAAGACACCUAUACGAAUGUCCCGAAACAACAUAUAGUGUCAGUCAACGGAAAGAAGAUGAUAAAGGGCAUUGAGCCACGGCCUCUCGUUGAGCUAUUCAGCAUUCACCAGGUACAGUUUUAUGCCAUUCUUCCCAAGAAAGCGAAUGAACGUUUACGGCAACCACGACCUUUUGAUGAAGGCGGAAUUCCUUUUUUUCUGGACCCCGACUUUCAUCAUCUGGUCACUCACGAGUGA